Ziziphus jujuba (common jujube) is the source of this 465-nucleotide messenger RNA. RefSeq names its product egg cell-secreted protein 1.3. Lineage: Eukaryota; Viridiplantae; Streptophyta; Magnoliopsida; Rosales; Rhamnaceae. Gene Ontology annotation, biological process: double fertilization forming a zygote and endosperm. The coding region runs from base 1 to 465 and encodes 154 amino acids. The record is from RefSeq and is a predicted model, not a curated record. The transcript has a single exon.
AUGGCUUCCACUCUCAACAACAUGUUUGUUCUCAUGACAUCCCUUGUAGUUCUAACCAUUUCCUUUCCCUCCAUUGCCAAAGCAGCUAGGCCUCUGAACCAUAUUGGUUCGAACCUCGCCGCGAGGCUAAAACUCGAGGACGGAUCGUCCACGUGCUGGGAAUCUCUGUUACAUCUCCAAUCAUGCACAGGCGAAGUGGUACUGUUCUUCCUCAACGGCGAGACGUCCUUGGGUCCGGCUUGUUGCAAAGCUAUAAGGAUCAUAGAGCACGAAUGCUGGCCGGACAUGUUGAGCUCCCUAGGAUUUACUACUGAAGAAGGUGAUAUUCUUCAAGGUUACUGUGAUGCUGCUUCUGUUCAUUCUCCUCCGGCACAGAAUCCUCCUCUUCUUCCUCCUCCUCCUCCUCCGCCGGCGGUGAAAAAGGUGGCCGUUGGAGAUGUUACCUCUGGAAACUUGGUUCCUUGA